CGUGUGUGCAGGCUGCAGCUCUGGCUGCUCAGCACUGAACUCCCUCUGUCACAUUUGCUGGGGAGCUCCCAGGCAGUGGUGGGGAAUGAAGGGUGAGAUGUCAUUCAUGUAGCUGUGGAAGGCUUUAUCAGCCCUUGCGGAGGCUUUCCCCUGCACACAGCACUCAAGGCUGGAGCUAUAGUGGAGGAAAAUGGAGCCUGUAGAUCUUCUGGCACUUGCCUCCCUAGAAAUGAAGAGUACCACAGUCACCCUGGCUUUGCUGGCAGUCUUCCUGCUCCUGCUCUAUUGGUACUCCACAUCUGCAUUCUCCAAACUAAGCAGAGUAGGGAUCCGACAUCCUCCACCUCUUCCUUUCAUUGGAAACCUGCUCUUUUUCCGUGAGGGUUUUUGGGAAAACCACACAAAACUCAUAACAGAGUAUGGACCUGUUUGUGGGUAUUAUAUUGGUCGCCAGAUGUUUGUGGUGGUCUCCUCACCAGAGAUGAUCAAGCAAAUCUUAGUAACAAAUUUUAGUAACUUCACCAACAGAAUGAAACCGAACCUGAUAUCCAAGCCAAUGCUUGAUAGCAUCCUUUGUCUUCGUGAUGACAGAUGGAUGUAUGUGCGGAGCCUCCUGACCCCAGCCUUCAGCGAUACCAAACUGAAAGAGAUGACACCACUGAUAAACCAGGCCUGUGAUAUCCUCCUCUGUAACUUGAAAGUCUACGCAGAUUCUGGCAAAGCUUUUGAUAUCCAGAGGUGUUACAACUGUUUUACCUUGGAUGUUGUUGGUAGCGUAGCUUUUGGUACUGAAGUGGAUUCUCAGAAGAAUCCUGAUGACCCCUUUGUUAAGAAUUGCAGAACAUUCUUUGAAAUGUCUUUGUUCAAGCCUCUUCUCAUUCUAAUCCUUUCAUUCCCAUGCAUAAUGAUCCCAUUGCUACGCAUUUUUCCCAAUAAGAAACAAAAGGAACUGAAUGGAUUUUUUAUCCAAACCAUAAAAAAUGCAAUUGUCUACAGACACCAGCAAGAUGCAGCUGAGAGGCGCAGAGAUUUUCUCCAGUGGAUGCUUGACGCCUGCGACUCAGCCGGGUGCUCGGCUGUGCUCGGCCCAUCUGCUGCUCCCACACAGCACGAGGCGCCUCUGGCUGGCACGGCCCCAGCUGAAAAGGCUCAGAAGGCACUAACAGAGGAUGAGAUAGCAGGCCAAGCUUUCCUGUUCCUGAUCGCCGGCUAUGAGACCACCACGAGCACGCUGUCCUUUGCCACUUACUUGCUGGCCACCAACCCAGAGUGCCAGGAGAAGGUGCUUCGGGAGGUCGAUGAGUUCUCUGCAAAACACGUGAUCCCUGAUAACAGGAAAUUUGUAGAUCUGUGCAGCCCCAUCCUUCAAAAGAGUUCCUUUUAUAAACAGUUCAUGAUUUGGCAGGGGGGUGGGAGGGGGCAAUACACUGCUCAAGGAGCCAAUCCCAGAAUAAGGAAAAGAGGGCAGCGGUUCAGUCCCCUUAGUGUCUGCAAUUAACUACUUUUAGCCUAGAAAAUGAGAUCUAUGUGAACGGUUUGCAAGUUAUGGGAGCAGAAGCUAUUUUAGAACUGGGUAUAUAUAGAUGCUGUGUUCAGUUGUCAUGCAAGAGAGAGGAAGGGAGGGGACAGAAGCUACAGGCUCACAGUUAGUUAUCAAGUCAGUUGCUAAGAAAUUUGAUUAGGUUAUUGCUUUUACUCAGCUCAUCAGCUUUGCUCUUAUCAAGGUGCUUUGAAAUUUUCAGAAUGGAAGGGCUUUAGUAGGCCAAAACAUAGGGAAUAGUACAGUCAGAUUGUUUUUGACAUGUGGUGGAAGACUGUUUUGAUUUGCAGAUGUGCAAGUAUUAAAGACGGUACCCUCUUCAGCCAAAUUUAUACUCAGGUAAUUAUAACUACAAAAUGCCCUCCACCACGUCCCCCUUCUGUCCUCCAUCCAUUUCAGUUGCCUGAUGCAGCAUGUUUUAUUGCCCUAAUCUGUGGUGUGGAGCUGCAGUCUGAUUUUAUAGCAGCUGCUGUGUAUCAUCCCAGAGAUGAUUGUACUUUGGUAGUGGACGAGUGAUUUAUAUACUUAUUUACCAAAGUUUAUAAAGACAUGUGAGAGCCAUCUGAGAAAAGGUGCUAUAAAUGACAGGCACAGUUCCAGCUCUUUGGCACACCAGUCAAAAACACAAAGCAUGGUCACCUUGUAAUAGCCUUUAAUGGAGCCAGGUUGGUCCACCUGGGCAGACAGCUGUAUUUUGGUGGCUCUGAGUGUUGUACUUGAGGACACCUCUGCCUUUGCUGUGAUCUUAAUUUAUCUGUCUUGCACAGUGGGUACAUUGUGGAGCAUAAAGGGGGUGGAGAAAGCUGAAGCGCUGCUGUGUUAGAGAACCCUGGGUGGGCAUGGUGCAGACUGCUGUGGCGUGGUGCAGAAAUACAAAGCUAGGUGUUGGAAGUGUCUAGUCCCAAUGCUGGGAGUCAGAUUCCCAGAGGAGAGACAGGUCCAUAUUAUCCUGCUCUGUUGUGUCCAGCCAACUUUGUUUCAGAGUUGUCUUGGGAGAUCUCACUGCCAAUCUCCACCAUACAGCCUGUGGAGAUGGCACUUCCAGGUAAGUGCCAUCAGAAAACAGUGUCUGAGUGAGUCACAGGUUGUCAUGUGUUUCUUUUUACCUCCAGGACCAUCCUCAUCUGCUUGUUGAGGGACUUUUUAGGUCUUUCCUUGACUGAUAGCUCAGUGUCGAGGCUUCAUGGUGUCUCUUUCUCUCAAAGUGAGAAGAGGUACUUGGUCCAUUUUAGAGUCUGGUAAGCAGGAGAAUCCUCUAGCUCGGUUAUUGUAGAGGGCAAGACAUUGCCUCCUCACCUCUAUCUGGGUCUUUAGGGUAUAGGAAAAGGGCAUGCAGAGCUUUUAAUCUUUGGGGUAGCAGAGAAACAAAAUACUGAGUGGUGAUUUCUUGUCACGACACGCUGCAUCUUCCCAUUCUACUUUUGAAUCCCUGUGUGUGCUCCAACUGUACUGGAAAAGACAAGGAUAAUUCUUCUAACACACAAAUAAAAAUUCAAAUUAUAGAGACUUUGACCUGACACUCUUCAUAAAUCCCUUGGGAGUGUAGUGUAUGCCCUGUGAAGGGCAAUCUGCUAAAAAUAAGAUGCACCUAUUUGCUGCAAGCUUGUUGCUGGGUGUGCAGCUUGCUUUGAUACCAUGAAAGCAAAAUAAACAAGAUGAAAAGAGAGUUAAAUAUGAACUAGUGGGGGCAGGACGCCUACCUCCAUGUCUGUAUAAAAUAAUAUUACUUUCUGCAGAGACCACAGAUCUGGGACAGCAGAGAGGGGUCAGAUCCUCAGAUGGGUUAAACUGGUACAUGUUUGGUAUUAGUACAGGUAUGGUGAUAUGCAUCAGCUGAGAAGCAAGCCUGGUAUAUACCAGUACAGGAGGGCAUGGGGAAAAAAAAAGGUUACUAUUUCAAGACCAGAUUAUUUUUACAGUGUUUGUGGCUAACCAUCCCUGAACUGUUAGAGGCUAUACAGUUGUGAAAGAGAUGCUUUUUAUCCACGUUCACCAAGUGAGAAAGAAUGCACCCAUGGUCUUCACCCUCUCCGUUUCAGUCAAAAAUGAUCCCUGUGC
This is a messenger RNA of Sturnus vulgaris (Common starling), 3598 nucleotides long. The record is from RefSeq and is a predicted model, not a curated record. NCBI's taxonomy places the organism in Eukaryota, Metazoa, Chordata, Aves, Passeriformes, Sturnidae.